Molecule: messenger RNA, 1302 nt
Organism: Astyanax mexicanus (Mexican tetra)
Lineage: Eukaryota; Metazoa; Chordata; Actinopteri; Characiformes; Acestrorhamphidae
Gene: mafga
Product: v-maf avian musculoaponeurotic fibrosarcoma oncogene homolog Ga
Exons: 3
Coding region: 313-801 (162 amino acids)
Biological process (GO): regulation of epidermal cell differentiation; regulation of transcription by RNA polymerase II
Cellular component (GO): nucleus
Molecular function (GO): RNA polymerase II cis-regulatory region sequence-specific DNA binding; DNA-binding transcription factor activity, RNA polymerase II-specific
Source: RefSeq, a predicted model, not a curated record
UUGCUUGCCAUCUCGCUCUCGUGCACGCACGCACACACACACACACGCGCGCGCCGAGACCGCCACUCUCUCUCCGGUGAGAGUGCAAGCACGCACGAGCUUUAUGCUGAGUGUGCGUGUGCACGCGCCUGCCCGCGCGCGCCACCAUCACAACCACCUCCCGUUCGUUCCCGGUGCGCGAGACUACUGUUGCUGCUGCCGCUUCUGCUGCUGCUACAACGGGCGCGAGCCGGAGCUCCUCCUCAUUCAGACGCGGCACGCGGCGCCAUCAGUAGAUCAUCUUACGGGGCAGUACAGCACGGCUCUCGUGGCAUGACUACUACAAACAAGGGAAAUAAAGCACUGAAGGUGAAGAGGGAGCCGGGGGAGAAUGGGACGAGUCUCACGGAUGACGAGUUGGUGUCGAUGUCUGUGCGGGAGCUGAACCAGCACCUCCGGGGUCUCACUAAAGAGGAGAUCCUGCAGCUGAAGCAGCGUCGGCGCACGCUGAAGAACCGCGGGUACGCCGCCAGCUGCCGCGUGAAGCGGGUCACGCAGAAGGAGGAGCUGGAGAAGCAGAAGGCGGAGCUUCAGCAGGAGGUGGAGAAGCUGGCCUCCGAGAACGCCAGCAUGAAGGUGGAGCUGGACGUCCUGCGCUCCAAGUACGAGGCCCUGCAGAGCUUCGCCAGGACUGUGGCCCGCAGCCCCAUGAGCGCCGCCAGGGGCCCCAUCACCUCCGUCAUCGGGCCCCUCAUACCGGGCAAGGUGGCGGCCACCAGCGUCAUCACCAUCGUCAAGUCUAAAACGCAGGCGCGGUCGUAAUGCACGGGGGAAUCCGGUCAGCGAAUCACCAUCAAGCACAGGUCUGAGGAUCAGGAACGACUAAAGCACCGGAAAUUCUUAUUUAUUUUGCAAUUAUAUUUCUGUGUUUCCUCUAACAUUAGGAUUUUUUAAGCACAAAAAAAAAAACAAUGACAAUAAAUAACUACAUAUGAAUGGAUGCACAGCUAACCUGGCUCAAACCGAUCGCUAAGGUAUCUCAAGUCAUGGGAGUGUGUUGUGGAUACCAUAGCAACCACCUAGUCAUAACCUACUCUAAUGUAUACACUACUGUUUAGAAGUUUGGAAUCAUUAUUUAUAAUAAUAAUUUCAAAAAUUCUGUUUUGUAAAAUGAAGAGUAAUGGGAUGAAGUGCUACAGCAGACUAGUAGCUCUCCAGCCCAGAGGGUUGUUGAACCCAAUGGCAGAACAGUUGAUCUCAAAGCAGGUAAAACCAAGGAGAAAGUAUUAAUAAUAUAUAAAUAAAUAAACACACCGCUCCUCA